This is a messenger RNA of Homo sapiens (human), 8010 nucleotides long. It is a transcript of the gene DCUN1D2, whose product is annotated as defective in cullin neddylation 1 domain containing 2. The record is from RefSeq and is a predicted model, not a curated record. Lineage: Eukaryota; Metazoa; Chordata; Mammalia; Primates; Hominidae. Gene Ontology annotation, biological process: positive regulation of protein neddylation. The transcript has 7 exons. Gene Ontology annotation, molecular function: cullin family protein binding. Gene Ontology annotation, cellular component: nucleus; cytoplasm. Bases 5066 to 5800 code for a protein of 244 amino acids.
AGGGGCCGGGGCCGAGCGGGAACCCAGGCCGGGGGCUUCCCAGGGCGGCUUCGAAACGGGCAGUCGAGGCGGGCGAGGGCUCGGCUGCUCCUGCGGGCGUCUGUGCAGAUGCUGAGGCUGUUGACCAAAACAGCGCAAGGAAGGAAUCCGCGAGAAGCUCAGAUUCGCGGGGGAGGCCCUGCUGCCGGGAGGGGAGGGAGAGGCACAGCGGGGCCCUAGCGCGGGCUCUAGCCGGGAGCUGUAGCGUGGCUGUAGGUGUGCAUCUGUGGAGCUGGUAGAGUUCCGCAGCGCAGGAGGGAGGCUGCUGGAGGUGCACAUCAGUUACUUUGAAAUGUGGUGGAAAUGGUGAUGGAUGGGAUUUAUUCAGUCCACAUCGGUUCAGAGGCCAGCAAGGUGCUGCUGGGUGUGACUGGUGCUGGGCCAGGCAUGAUCUUGGCGUUGAGGGAGUUGAUGCCCCAGCAGGGGAGACAGGCACCAGAUGCACAAUUGUUUGACCACAGUUGGGACAAAGGCUAAGGCACGGGUUCCAGGAACUUGUAGGAUGCGGCUGUGGGAGUGGUGUCAGAUGCUGAGGGUGUGAGUUGAACUGUGGAGAAUUUCUCUGGAAAUUAGCCAGAGAAAAAGUGAGGUUCCGGGGCAGCCAGCCGUGUGCGGCUCCAGGCAGAAGAAACAGAAUGCACAGACCCUUAGUGGUAGGCGAUGAUGACGUAUAGGAGCUGAAAGAUUGUCCUGGCUAAGGCACAGAGAGCCACCGGAGAAGGGACACGGUAACGUGUAGAGGGGAGUGGAGGGUGAGGACAAGCUUCAGGAUGGGAGAAGAGCCACAAAGGAGACUGAGAGGGGGCUGGUAGGAGAAACCAGGACACUAGAAUGUGUCGAAACCAAGAGGAUGGAGUUUAAAGGAGGAGGGAGCCAUCAGCAGUGCUGAACAAAAGAGCAGCUGAAAAGAUCCCACUGACCGCAGCAGCCGAGCUUUUGUGACCUUUAGGGGUCACUGCGGAGGCCGGGCUGGAGCCAGGUAGCCUGAGUUAGGAUGCACACCUGGGCAGGUAGAGAUAGCUUGCUCCAGCUUUUAGGAGGACAGGGGCAGAGUGGACAGGAACUUAGUUUGGGGAAAACUUGAACAUGUUCAGGAUGCUGGAGAGGAGCGUUCCACUGCUGCCGAGGUUGGAGAUCCAAGAGCAGGGAUGAAUUUAACUCCCCCUCCCUCUAGCGUGCUGUAUACCGAAACAGAGUGAAAGUGAUCCAUAAACUUACGUAGUUUAUUCGAUCAACAUGAUUGGCCCGCCAGCCCCGGGUAAGUUGACCCUAAGGACAUUUUAAGAGUAAUUUCUUUCCAUUUUACAUAUGGGUAUCCUUGGUGCCAGAUUAUAUGAGUCGUAUUUCACAAGGUCACAAUUAAAGUGUUUGAGACUUUUUUAUAGUUUAGAGAUUUUAUUUGCUGUUUCCACUGGAUUGUCCAGAUUUUUAUUUCAAGAAUUGUGUACAUUUUAACAGAAAUAAUGAAACCUAGAAAAUGCCUUCCCCCCACCCCAUGUACACACUUUAAAAGCUGGCCUUAAUAAUUUAAUUUGCAUGAUGUGGUAAGCCUCAGUGAAGGUUGUGAGCUUGAAGGGCGGCCCUAGUUCCAGUGUAUCCACCUUGAUUAGAUUGACCUGGGUUCAGUCCUGUCUGGGUGCACUCGAAGCUUCUUGCCAACGUCUGGGCCUUUGUUAAUUUGACCUGGGUUCAGUCCUCUCUUGGUGCACUCAAAGCUUACUGCCAAUGUCUGGGCCUUUGUAAAUUUGAUCUGGGUUUAGUCCUGUCUAGAGGGACUCGGCUUCCUUCUCUCCCCUGUAGUUUUUUAGUUGACGAGCCUUUUUGUUUCCUAAGAAGCUUUAUGCCAGUUCCCUUUUUCACAAGAGGUAACUUGGGUCUCUCAGUCACUUUUGGACAUGAAGCACCUAGUCUUUAGACUUAGCUAUCGAUCAUUGCUUUAAUCACUGUUAUUUUAUGGAGAAACCUGUAAGGGGUGACAUCAAAUGAUUGCAGCUUUGUUGACUGACCAGAGGCCUGUUAAUGGACUAAGCCUAGACCCCAAAGCUUCUCUUGCUCCUUCAGAACCAGUGCCUUGGCACCACCGUGUGGUUCAGGGUUUACUGGAGUAUCUUGUGACAUCAGACAAUUUGAGUAGAUUGCAGGGGGCUCUUCGUGUUUCUGGAUACCGACUUCUGUCCACUCUAGCUAACAGUAGUGAUUCAAAGCCAUUUUGAGUGGCCUGGAUCCAUGUGCUCCUGCAUCUGUUCUUCUAGAGUUCCAAGAAAUUAGGCUGCUGGUGUUAUGGUGUUGUCACACAUUAGGGGAGGCUUCAAGGGGUUAUCGGCAGGAGCUCAAGAUCAGACACCAUCAUAUCUUCCAGAUUUGCACAUUCCUGGUGUGGAGUCAUCAGUUGUAUAAUGCUGGUUAAAUAAUUCAGUCGCCGAAGAGUAUAUUAGUCUGCUGAUUGGUCUUGGAGGGUCUGAGGGUACAAUGUUGAAUUUUUUUAGGUGAAAUUCAUAUAACAUAAAAUUAACUAUUUUAAAGUGUACAAUUCAGUGGUGUUUAGUACGUUCACAAAUUUGUGGAACCACUACCUCUAUCUAGUCCUAAAACAUUUUUGUCACCCCGAACGAUAACUGUACCCAUUAGCAGUCACUCCCAACUCCUCCCUUGCCCCAGCCCCUGGCUACCACUCACCUUUCUCUCUAUAUAGAUGUGCCCAUUCUGGAUAUUUCAUAUAAGUGAAAUCGUACACUGUGUGGCUGGAAUCGCACACUGUGCGGCUGGACUCAUGCACUGUGCGGCUGGAGUCGUGCACCGUGUGGCUGGACUCGUGCACUGUGGCUGGAGUCGUACACUGUGCAGCUGGAGUCGUGCGCUGUGUGGAUGGAAUCAUACACUGUGUGGCUUCUUGUGCCUGGUUUCUUUUACUCAGUGUCAAAAGUUCAUCCAUGUGGCAUGUAUCAAUACUUCAUUCCUUUUUAUGGCCGAAUUAUGUUCCGUUAUAUGGAUAUAGUAAAUGUUGUUGUAUAACCAUGGCAGAUUUUUAAAUCUAGCAACGAUGACCACUUCCAUAAUAAGGGCGUCAUGGCUGUUCCUGGUGGUGGACCAUUUUGGGGGCUGCACUUCUGUCUUUAUCCUAAGGUUUUUGAGGUAAUUCUUGGCUUUGCUCACCCUCCCUUGGGAAGGCUGUCAACUUCAUAAAAAGACUCUAGCUGUAUCUUUUGUCAGCUUACGGUCAGAGACUAUGGGAUCUGCCUUAAUUUAGCUAAAUUUGAUCUUACCAGAGAAUACAACCUUGAAUUUUUUGUUUAGUUCUUUUCAAAAGCUCAGUUUCAGGAAAUAAUGUAGUGAAUAUGUAUUCCAUUUAUUCCUCUAGAAUCUAGAUCGGGGUCGGCAAACUACAGCCCACAGGCUAGCUGUCUGUUUUUGUAAAUUGAGUUUUAUUGGAACACAGCCUACGGCUGUCUGCUUUGGCAACAGACCCACAGGCCUGAGAUGGCAGAGAUGGCUGCUGUCUGGAACAUUAAGAGACAAAGUUGGCUGAAUGAAGGCUUCUGAUCUUCUUCAUCCGUUCUUAAUCUGAGUUCUACCUUCCCCUUGUGAGGACUUUGCAGAUGGGCUUAAGCCAUCUGUGAAACCCCUGAAAUUUUAUGCAAAGCUGCCUGCACGUGUGAGGGCCAUAUAUGUUUUCCUGGAGGGCGGACCUGUGACUCCUCAGAUUCCAAAAGGGAUCCAAGACUCCCAAAUGCUCAACACUCAUUGUUUGAGUAGCCGAAAUGUUAAUUGCCUAGCAUCACCUGAAUUAGCCAUUCUCUUAAGUGUUUAGUCUCAGGAGUUCGAUGUGGUUUUUGGGUUUGUUUUUUGUUUUCUAACUUUUAGGUUCAGGGGUACAUGUGCAGGUUUGUUAUAAAGGUCAACUGUGUGUCAUGGGAGUUGGUGUACAGAUUAUGUCGUCAACCAGGUACUAAGCACAGUAGCCGGUGGGUAGUUUUGGGAUCCUCUCCCUCCUGCCACCCUCAAGCAGGCCCUGGUGUCUGUUGGUCCUUUUUUGUGUCCACGCCUGCUCAGUGUUCAGCUCCCACUUACAAGUGAGAACAUGUGGCAUUUGGUUUUCUGUUCCUGCGCCAGUUCACUUAGGAAAAUGGCCUCCAGCUCCAUCCAUGUUGCUGCAAAGGACACAAUCUCGGUCCUUUUUAUGGCUAUGUAGUAUGCCAUGGUAUAUAUGUAGCACAUUUCCUAUAUGUUUUUAAGAAUGAUUGGAACCCCAGUCAUUCUUAAAUGAGAGUUCUUGUUUGUGUGGGUAAUAGUCAUCAAUAUUGACCAUAUUAGAAAUUAAAAUAGUAUUAAAAUAUUUCUAUAGUUAAUUAGCAAUAAAAACCCAUUACAUUUUUGCAAAUAUCUUAAUGUCUGGCUUGAUAAAAGAUAGGCUCUCGAAUCUCGCGUUCAUUCCUGUGAUAUCACAGGCCUUGCAGCCCACGGAGGCCUCUGCUGUGCACUCUGUGAGAAUGAGAGUGAGCAAGGCUGGUGGCGGCUUAGGACGCUCGGGAAGGUAGUUCUGUGGGACUCCUGAAAGGCCUCAGGACCCAGGAUCCCAGAUGCACACGGGAGAGUAUGUAUCUGGACAGCGUUAUCUUAAUGCCUCUGCAGAAUCGUCCUCUGGUAUUUUGGCAUCAGCAUGCUUUUUGAUUGCCUGUCUCAAAAAAAAAAAAACUUCUGGAAGCUGGCUCUGCUGUACGUGGUUGGCAUUUUGGUGAGGAAUUGGUAUGUGUGAGGGGACAUUGAACUUUGUGAGGAGCCGCAGAAGACGUUUCCUCAGGUUUUAGGCCAGAAGGGUCUGUAUCUGUACCACUUCUGAGCUGCUGAAGACUGUGCAGUCUUUGUAACUGAUGAAGAGCAAGGCUUUGUCUCUAAUUCUGCCCAGUUAAAGUGCAGGCGUUAGGCUAAAGCUGGGACAAACCUGGAGCGGCUUCAUUGGCUUUCCUACUUCUUUUGCAUCCCAAAGCAUAAGCUUAAAUCGUCUCAGAAGGACAAGGUCCGCCAGUUUAUGGCGUGCACUCAGGCUGGCGAGAGAACUGCUAUCUACUGCUUAACGCAGAAUGAGUGGAGACUAGACGAGGCCACGGACAGCUUCUUCCAAAACCCAGACUCGCUCCACAGGGAGUCCAUGCGGAACGCUGUGGACAAGAAGAAGCUGGAGCGGCUGUACGGCAGGUACAAAGAUCCACAAGAUGAAAACAAAAUUGGAGUCGAUGGGAUUCAACAGUUUUGUGAUGAUCUGAGCCUGGAUCCUGCCAGUAUCAGUGUAUUGGUCAUAGCGUGGAAGUUCAGGGCAGCAACUCAGUGUGAAUUUAGCAGAAAGGAAUUUCUAGAUGGCAUGACAGAACUUGGGUGUGACAGCAUGGAGAAGCUAAAGGCUCUUCUGCCAAGACUGGAGCAGGAGCUGAAGGACACAGCCAAGUUUAAAGAUUUUUAUCAGUUUACCUUCACCUUCGCUAAGAACCCAGGGCAGAAAGGUUUAGACUUAGAAAUGGCUGUUGCGUAUUGGAAAUUAGUGUUAUCUGGAAGGUUUAAAUUUUUAGAUCUCUGGAACACAUUCUUAAUGGAACAUCACAAAAGAUCAAUUCCAAGGGACACCUGGAACCUCCUGCUGGACUUUGGAAACAUGAUUGCGGAUGAUAUGUCUAACUACGAUGAAGAAGGAGCUUGGCCCGUUCUUAUAGAUGAUUUUGUAGAAUAUGCACGGCCAGUAGUCACAGGUGGAAAACGCAGCCUUUUCUAGGCAGCAAGUUAAGCAGGAGUAAGAUUAUGAAAUGAUUUGUAUCCUGCAAGGAGAUUGCAGUCAGUUCCUGGGUGCAUUGUCGCUGAUUCCAGAAGUCAUUCUUGACCAGCCAUGAAACCAGAGGCGCCAUCCCAUUCUGCCGGAGGACAGCCAGCGGCUGCUUUGUGGACACCGCAGGAAGUUCCUCGGGACACGGCUGCUUUGGGAUGUUUGGAGAUUUGUCAUCAUAGCUUUUGCGUUAGGAAAUUUCUGCAUGAUUUUUUAAUAUUUACAAAAUACUAAGGUAGAGCCAUAGCGCCGCCUGUGGGACCGCAGAGCAUGCUGCGUAGCUCGCGCGUCAGGCGAACCAGCGUCCGGCAGCGUCCCGCCGAAUGACGUUGCGGUGGCACUGGCAACACGGCAUGUGUCCUCUGCAGGGCGCUGCGUUUUUAUACACGUCAAAGCUGUUAAGAAUGUGCCCUAAGGGAGAGGAUCUUGUCGUAGAGUCUAAUGUUUUUUAAAAUUGGUGCCAGCAAUUCACGAUUUAUAUUUUUUGAAUUACCAAAUAUCUAGAUUUACCAGCUCUAUUUUUGUUUUCAUUUUCUCUAGACAUUCAUCUGAAAAUCAUUUUAUGGUUCUCAAUCCCCAUGUAGCUUUGCAUAGCAACGGCACACGUGGCACGAUUCCAGCAGAGUUUAUCUCACACCGUUUAUAUAUCACUGGGCCUCUCUUACUUAAAUAUUAUUUGACCUGCCUGAGAAGCUUCAUAAAGUAUGUUUUUUUAAAAUAUAUUUUAAUUACAUUUAAAAAGACAUUUUUCCAUGAAAAACAUUUAUUUUAUGAGUGAUGAAUUAUAGAUUUUAAAAUCAAGGCCGGGCGUGGUGGCUCACACCUGUAAUCCCAGCAUUUUGGGAGGCCGAGGCAGGUGGAUCACCUGAGGUCAGGAGUUUGAGACCAGCCUGGCCAACAUGGUGAAACCCUGUCUCUACUAAAAAUACAAAAAUUAGCCGGGCAUGGUGGCACAUGCCUGUAAUCCCAGCUACUCAGGAGGCUGAGGCAGGAGAUUCGCUUGAACUCAGGAGACGGAGGUUACAGUGAGUCGAGAUCGCGCCACUGCACUCCAGCCUGGACGACAGAGUGAGAUUCUGUCUCAAAAUAAAUACAUACAUACAUACAAUAAAACCGAAUGAGCUGGUUCUUUCCAUCCUCUUGUGGUACCCGUAGUGCCCAGCAUCCAGACCUUUGUGCCCCUGUGCACAUUUGGAAGCUAAAAUGUACAUCGUUGUCUGAAAAAACCCAACCCCAAAACCUUCAUCUGAUUGGUGAGCUGAAGUCUGUCCUUGCACCAUGUUAUCAUCUGUUUCUCGUGUCCGCCUGGUUGAGGAGGACCCACGAGUGCUGCCGAGGUGUGGAGGGCUGGUAUUGAGUUGUGGACAUCACUGUUGACCCUACCUCACGUGCCGAGACUCUCAUGUCACAGGCGUGCCUUGCUGCCCCCCUGCAGCACUGUGCAGGACGUGGACCAGCUGGAGCUGCUGCCCAGCACAGAGGAGAGUCGCCGCAGAUGACCUAGCUGCGGUGUGAGAGAGCAUGGCCCAGACAAGCAGCUGGGUUGGCUUCUGAGAACAGGACUUACCCUGGGCUUCAGGAACAUCUGAUGGCUGAGGUUAGUGUGCUUGGAGGCUGCAGGACGAACUGUCGAUGUUUCUUAGCAGAGAUGGUCACAGAGGGCAGCAGGGACAGGACUGGAAGGGACCUGCAGCCUGCAGACCCCGCCUGGCCCCCGCUGGCUUCUGGCUGGUCCAGUGAUGGGCAAGUGACAGACCUUCCCCAGGCUCUGCUUCCAGAACUCUAAUGGGAAACUGGGCCUGUCUACCUUUAGAAGUCUUCGAUUCUCAGAGAGCAUUUGUCUAAUACAAUAAAAACUGGCAUUAAUACAAACCUCAAAAACGUGAGCGUAUCUUCCAGGCUUCAUGGAUUCUUGACAUGUAAUUGUUUUGUUCAGAAAAGUUUAUAGAAUUCACAUAAUUCUGUAUAAACUAUGGAGAUCCACAGUACUUUUUUGUUUUUGAGAUUUAAAGUUCUAAGGGAUUGUCAAUAGAUAUCAAAAUAUUAAUCAUUGGACAAAGGCUUUUCCAAAAAUUGUGGGUUUUUUUCUUCUGUUGUAUCCAUUUGAGUCCUGCAUGCUGUGAAAUGCUGAGAACAGAAGCAUUAAAUUGGUUUUUCUCGGG